CUCUAUGCUUGUCAAUUAGUGCUGCCGGACUUCCGAAAUUAUGUAGUAGUUUGUAAACAAACCAAAUUGGAAUUAAUUUUAUUUGACUAAAUUGACCAAUACAAUGCGAAUUAGCCAACAUUUUUCGCAGCUGUGGGAGAAACGCAGUCCCACUGCCAGCCACAUUGGUACCUAUAUCUUCUUUGCUCUGCUGCGCUUAGUCCUAGUAUUUGUGCCCCAGUUGGGCUAUGUACAUCCCGAUGAGUUUUUCCAGAGUGUUGAGGUGAUGACGGGGGAUCACUUUCGCUUGGAGCACACUCGCUCCUGGGAGUUCAAUAAUUCGAUGCCGGUGCGUAGCAUCACGCUGCCAUGGGCGCUGCUGCGUGUGCCCUGGAGCUUCUACGAGUUUUUAGCGUUGUACGUGCGCGACUGGUGGCACGUGGAGCUCAUUAAUAGCUAUGCGUAUCUGGUAUUCCCACGUCUGAUAUAUACGUUCAUUUCGUACAGUAACGAUUGGUGUUUGUAUCGCAUUUGCCGACUCUACGGCCUGCGCCAUGAAAUCCGGCUGCUGGCGCUGGGUAGCAGUUGGGUGCUGUUGGUGUUUGGUACGCGCACCUUCUCCAACUCACUUGAACUGGCCAUGUGCGCUUGGCUACUAUGCCUGGUGGCCGAGUGUAUGUUAAAGACCAAUACUGUGGUAUACAAAAAGGAAUAUCUUGAGGAGAAGUACGACAAGGCAGCUUCGAUAAGCGAGCGUGUAAAGAUCUGGAAGCUAAAGAAUGCACUACCCGCGCACAAUUUACAGCAUAUGUUCGCAAUGUCGAGCAUAUGUGUGGCCGGGGUCUUCAACCGGCCCACCUUCCUGCUCUUCGGUGCGCCCAUGGUCUUCUUCUGGCUGCUGCGCGGCAUGGGAACGCGCAGCGUUAGUUUUCGGGACUUUAAUCUACGCAUUGGACUCUUCUGCCUGUGCGCACUGCCAGCUCUGCUGCUGUUUAUCUUCUGCGACUCGCUAUACUAUCAGCAUCUGACCGUGGGCGAGCUGCACAUGCUGCAGGUGGGCAUUGACAAUUUCGUAUUCACUCCCUGGAACUUCAUAAAAUAUAAUUUGGAUCCGACUCAUACGGCCUCGCAUGGCGUGCAUCCGUGUUACGUGCAUUUGCUGGUCAACAUGCCGCUGCUCUUUAAUGUGCUCGGUCUCGCUAGUCUGGUGGCCUUCGCGCAGCUCCUGUUGCGCUUCUUCUGUGCCGAGUAUCAGCUGCUGCCGCGCUUUCAGAGCAUUGUAUCCCUGAUGUCGGGCGCGAUCUUUGUGCCGCUCUUUUUUCUGUCGCUCAUCAAUCAUCAGGAGCCUCGUUUUUUGCUGCCUUUAACAUUUCCUCUGCUGCUGCUGCAUGCACCGAAGCUGAUCACCGGUUUCAGUGCCACAUAUCCCUUCCAGACGCAACAUCCAAUGCUGCGAUGGCUCUACGAUCAUGUGCUCUGCAGCCGGGCCUCUGCGCCGCAUCUGCUGCGCAUUUGGUAUGUGUGUAAUGUGUUGUUAACGGUAUUCUUUGGCUUCAUACAUCAGGCAGGCAUCUUUCCGCUGGCUCAGCGGAUGGCGCAUGUGAUGGCUACUAAGCCAAUAGCCACACAUGUGCAUCUGCUUACCUCGCACACCUACAGCCUGCCGUUGCAUCUAGUCAAUGUGCCCAGCUCGCGAGAGCUGCACUUCAAUCCCCAGACACACCAACGUUAUAGGCGUCCGCGCGACUUCUAUUUAUACGAAUAUGGCGGCCUGGCAAUGGACAGCCUUCUGGACAAGGUGAAGCUAAUUUCGGGCAAUUGCGAACUGAAGCGGAAUGGCGCCACGCGACUGCGCUACAAGAUGUACCUGGCCAUACCUGCGCCACUCAGCGACGAGCUGCACGAGGCAUUGCAGCGCUCCAAUGCCAGCAGCUUUCUGCAUUUCGAGCUGAUUUCCGUAUUCUAUCCGCAUCUCUCUACGGAGGCGUUUCCCCGGCUGCGCGGACGCCAUCCCUGCGAUGUGGAUGCGCCGCACUGGAAGUACGACGAUCUGAGCGGCACCUGCGAAGUCGAACUGCCGCCAACGCUGAGCUUCGCCUACUUGAGCCGUCAGUUCAGCUCGUUUGUGCAUCAGUUUGGACUUGCGCUCUAUGAGAUCGAUGUGCGGCGCAAGCAGCCGCGUUCGCCUACACACACGCUGGAUCUGAACACAGCGCCAGCAACGCCGCUGCCCGAGUCCCCGGCGUAAUUAUGGGCACUGGGCGUAUCAAUGUUAUAACUGUCGCAUGAGUGUCUUAAACCAAAGAUUAAGCUAA
Drosophila hydei is the source of this 2294-nucleotide messenger RNA. It is a transcript of the gene PIG-Z, whose product is annotated as GPI mannosyltransferase 4. Bases 104 to 2227 code for a protein of 707 amino acids. NCBI's taxonomy places the organism in Eukaryota, Metazoa, Arthropoda, Insecta, Diptera, Drosophilidae. Gene Ontology annotation, biological process: GPI anchor biosynthetic process. The record is from RefSeq and is a predicted model, not a curated record. Gene Ontology annotation, cellular component: endoplasmic reticulum membrane. Gene Ontology annotation, molecular function: alpha-1,2-mannosyltransferase activity. The transcript has 2 exons.